Molecule: messenger RNA, 709 nt
Organism: Pygoscelis adeliae (Adelie penguin)
Lineage: Eukaryota; Metazoa; Chordata; Aves; Sphenisciformes; Spheniscidae
Gene: TRIAP1
Product: TP53 regulated inhibitor of apoptosis 1
Exons: 2
Coding region: 1-120 (39 amino acids)
Source: RefSeq, a predicted model, not a curated record
AUGUCCCCUCGUAAGCCGGCUGGUCUAGAGGCUGUGAAAGCAAUCAAGGAAAAGGACAUACCCAUUGAAGGCCUGGAGUUCAUGGGCCCAAGCAAAGGAAAAACUGAAAACUCCUCUUGACCUCAACUGUAUGGAUGGAGUCGCUAAUGUGAGGCUGUGGACUGAGCAACAUCACCAGGCAUAAGACUAGAUGCCACCCGGAUAAGACCUUUGUUAAGCUGCUUUCUAGGAAGCGAGGAAUCUUCUCCCGCUUGUAAAAACAAACAGCCACAAAAAAAAAAAAAAAGGAAAGAAAAAGGCUGGAUCAUGUGGUAACUGCUGCCUCCUUUUCAAUGAAUUUUGGUGGUGGUUCAGCAUCUAAAACAGUGUGAAAAGCCGUUUGAACUAACUUCCUAUUGAAUGUACCCUAUAAUGGGAGAAUACUUAUUACUAGAGUGGGCUGAGAUAGUAGUUGCUUUGUGACCAGUUUCUCUUGCUUAUUUAUAUAACACUUGAAAGUGUUUAAAAGGAGUAUGAAGGAGGUUGAUUUAUUUUGUCUUAUCUCUAUGCUGCUGAAUUUUGGUGGAAGAAGUUUGUUUUAUAUGAUCCGGAACGCUGAGGGGCUAAAGCAUUGUUUUGUAUCAGCAACAGAGAUGGUAUAAAAGCACUCUAUUGGACCUGCAGUAACUUAGCUAAAAUAAAUAUAACCAGGUUAUAUUUUGUUCAAGUA